This is a messenger RNA of Alligator mississippiensis (American alligator), 2875 nucleotides long. It is a transcript of the gene HSDL2, whose product is annotated as hydroxysteroid dehydrogenase like 2. The record is from RefSeq and is a predicted model, not a curated record. Bases 138 to 1442 code for a protein of 434 amino acids. The transcript has 11 exons. Gene Ontology annotation, cellular component: mitochondrion. NCBI's taxonomy places the organism in Eukaryota, Metazoa, Chordata, Crocodylia, Alligatoridae.
ACCUUUCACCCGGUGCCGCGCACUCACUGGACCCCCAGGAGGUUCCGGCUCGCUCUUUGUUCCCCUUCCUCCUUCCCCCGACCCUCCACGUCUGCGGGGCUCCCGUCUCGUCCGGGGCCCACUCGCCGAUAGCGGCCAUGCUGCCCAACACGGGGAAAUUAUCAGGAUGUACUCUCUUUAUCACUGGUGCAAGCCGUGGCAUUGGUAAAGCAAUUGCUUUGAAAGCUGCAAAGGAUGGUGCAAACAUUGUGAUAGCUGCCAAGACGAGUGAGCCUCAUCCCAAGCUUGCAGGAACAAUCUACACUGCUGCAGAGGAGAUUGAAGCGGCUGGAGGAAAGGCUUUACCAUGUGUUGUUAAUGUGAGGGAAGAAGAGCAAAUCGCUGAUGCAGUGGAGAAAGCUGUACAGAAAUUUGGAGGAAUAGAUAUUUUGGUGAAUAAUGCAAGUGCCAUCUCCCUGACCGGUACCUUGGAAACAACUGCAAAGAAACUGGAUCUUAUGAUGAGUGCUAACACAAGAGGAACUUACCUUACGUCUAAAUUAUGCCUUCCUUUCUUAAAAAACAGUAAAAUAGCUCACAUCCUUAACAUCAGCCCCCCACUUAAUCUGAAUCCCAUCUGGUUCAAAAAUCACUGUGCUUACACCAUUUCUAAGUAUGGUAUGUCCAUGUGUGUCCUGGGGAUGGCGGAAGAAUUCAGAGGAGAAGUUGCAGUCAAUGCUUUAUGGCCUAAAACAGCCAUAUAUACAGCUGCAAUGGAUAUGCUGGGAGGACCUGGAGUGGAGAAGCAGUGCAGAAAAACUGAUAUUGUUGCAGAUGCUGCAUACUGUAUUUUAACAAAACCAAAAAGUUUCACGGGAAACUUCGUUAUUGAUGAGCAUCUAUUAAAAAAAGAAGGAAUCAAGAAUUUUGAUGUAUAUGCAGUUGCACCAGGUCACCCAGUGAUACCAGAUUAUUUUUUAGAUGAAGAUCUUGAUACUCAAGCUAUGAAAAUGGAAGCCCAGGGUGCUUCCUCAGGAUUCAGAGAGGAGAAGAAAGCAGAUGGAGCCAAGCAUACAGGACCGGAGGGGAGCCAGAUUAGCUUAGAAACAAGUACAGCUAAGCCUUCGGGGUCUGUUGCAGAAACAUUUAAAAUUAUUGAGGGAAUAAUUAAUGAAGAUGUUGUAAAAUCCACCCAAGGUGUCUUUCUUUUUGAGUUAUCUGGUGAAGAGGGAGGAACUUGGUACAUUGAUCUUAAAAACAAAGGUGGGAACACAGGGUCUGGAGAGCCUCCUGUGAAAGCUGAUGUAAUUAUGAGCAUGUCCAGCAAUGACUUUGUGAAAAUGUUCACAGGCAAGUUAAAGCCAACCAUGGCUUUUAUGUCAGGAAAACUGAGGAUUAAAGGAAACAUGUCAUUAGCACUAAGAUUGGAAAAAUUGGUGUCCCAGCUUGGCUCCAAACUGUGAGGAGAAAGCCUUAUUGUAUAGAACAUCAGCCUUUUAAAUAAAAAUGGCAACAUUGUUUAAAACAUGUACUUCUUGCUUUUUUCUGCUAUAAUAUGAAAAAUGUGGAUUUGGCCUGAUGAAACAUGGAAUUAUUUGAGGGAGAAUAACUUGAUGAUAUAAUUAGGGCAACAGAUCUAUCAUGUGUUUUCAAAAUUCCCCUAGUCAAUGCAGUCCUGCAGCCAGUCUGGAGAUUGCGGUUCCUCUCUCUUCUCUCUCUUGGACUUAAGCUUCUCUUCCAUACCUUGAUCAGUAGACUUCUAAAGAGGCCUUUGAGAUUUUCUUCAAAGCCAGUUGAUCAUAUUCAAGCAAUAAAGAAUGGAAGUUGCACUGAAAGGCCAUUAGUUGCUCCCUCUCUUCUCCUUGGGCUGAAGAGACAAAGGAUUGAAAUGAAUUUGCUUUUGUAGUCUUACAAGUCCAUGUGAUUAGCUUGGCAGUUUUAAAUUAUCCUUUUUUCUGAACACCUACUAUAAAGAUCUGAAUGGAUGACUUGGUCAUUUGGGUUUUUUAAUGUUUUAAAGAAAUAUUCUGUCCCAGGCCUUUAACUGUGAAACUUGAUUUCUACUAAGGAAUUCUUAAAUCUGACAUAGAUGCUUUUGUAAAAUUGUACUCAGCAAAAUCCAAAGUAUAAACCGUUGUUGCUGGGGGUAUCAAGUUCUUCCACUUGGACUCAUGGGCAAAAUCCAGAUCCACCUCCAUGGAUGAGACAAGUGGCAGUGGCAUUUAAUCCUAUAGCUACCUGAGUCGCAGUGUUGGCUCAGGCAGGCAAAGGGGUUAGCAUUGCCAUCACUUGCCUCACACCUCUGCCAAAACAAGUCCCCACUGUACCCAUGAUUUCAGUGGCAGGGCAAGCAAUGGUGAUGUUACUCCUUGCUACUGUCUCAGUUCAGGGACAAAUGGAGGUUGCUGCUGCUUGCCUCACUGCCAGAAUCCCUGCCUCUUCCCCUUACAGGCUGGAUGUCUAGUGCCCCUGGUCUAAAUAAUUUAGUCAAAUACCAAUGCUUUUUAAAGGGAAUACGUUAAAUUUGUCUAAUUUUGUGAGUGAAAACUGUUGCUUGGCCAACACAUUAAAUGAGUUGUAAUAAGCUAAUAUUUGUAUCUGUAUACAAACUUGUCUGUAGCAAUGAACAGGAAAGGCAGUGGCCUAAGACCCAGGAUACCCAGUUUCUAUUGUAAGUUCUGCCACUAGCCUGUGAGAUGGCUUUGGGUGUGUCAUGAUACUACUCUGUGCCUCAGUUUCCCUAUCUGUGAAAUGGGAAUAAUGAUACUGACCUCCUUUGGAAAGCACUUUGAUUGAAUGAUGUAAAACAGUUAUAACUAGUUUCAAAUAAGGAAUAGACUUGUCUUUAAAUAACUUACUACUAUAAAAAUAUUAAAAUUCUGAUGUUCCAGUGAAA